AUGGAGCAGCAGCACAUGGGCUGUUUUGUCUCACGAGCAAAUCUACCGGUGAUCUCCUAUCAAAAGCUGACGGAUUUACAUUACCUGAGCAAUGGUGGUUUCGGAAGCGUGUUCAAGGCACAGCAUUCCGAUUGGCGGACCACCGUUGCCAUCAAGGGCCUGAAAUUGGAUUCUCCUGUUGGCGAAAGGGAGAGGAAUUGCCUGCUGGAGGAGGCGGAAGUGCUCCACAAGGCCAGAUUCAACUACAUCAUCCAGAUCUUUGGCGUGUGCAACGAGCCUGAGUUCUUCGGCAUCGUCACCGAGUACAUGAGCAAUGGCUCGCUGGAUCAGCUGCUUCACGAGAAUAACCUUUACCCCCUGCUGGCCUGGUCGUUGAGGCUGCGUGUCCUGUACGAGAUAGCUCUGGGGGUGAACUUCCUACACAACAUGACCCCCCCCCUCCUGCACCACGACCUCAAGACACAGAACAUUCUGCUGGAUGGAGAGUUUCAUAUCAAGAUAGCAGACUUUGGCCUGUCUAAGUGGCGCCAGCUGUCGAUCAGUAAAGGCUCGGGAUCCAAGCCACCUGAGAUGGGAGGCACCAUCAUCUACAUGCCCCCAGAGGAGUACGAACCCUCCAAGAACCGCUGUGCAGUCGUCAAACACGACAUCUACAGUUACGCUAUCAUUAUGUGGGAGGUGCUAUCCAGGAGGAUACCAUUUGAAGAGGCAACCAACCCCAUGCAGGUCAUGUUCAGCGUACUGCGUGGGAUACGUCCCGACAUAGGCCUGGACUGUCUACCAGGGGACAUCCCCAGCAGGGAGACACUCAUCAACCUCAUGACCUGCGGCUGGACCGCCAACCCUGACGAACGGCCCUGCUUUUUCAUGUGUGUGAUAGAGCUGGAGCCAAUGCUGAGGAGGUUUGAUGAAAUUGACAUCCUGGAGGCCGUGCUGGAGGUCAAGAAGUCAAAGCUGAUGAGGAGGGCAGGCUGCUACUCUGCCACACCCGUGGCGGGUGAGAAGGGGAGGGAGGAGAAGAUUUUAAACAUUCUGAAGGACAACCCCAGUCCCUGGCAAGGAAGCUCUUGGUCUUGCUCCUCCCAGGACACGGACAUCUCCCGACCGAGCUCCCUCACUAGCACCAAUGCCCCACCUUUUAAAGAAGUAUCCCUCACGUCGUUCAUAUCCCACAACCUGGAGCCCCUCAGAAAGCAGACCCUAGAGGACAACCACCUCAACGACUACCCCCAGAGUGCCAGGCCGCUGAAUAACCUCAAUAUUCCCCUCAAACCAGGCCUACCGGAGACGGAGUGUGUGAUGCACCUGGACAACCUCACCCUGAAGUCACAGCCAUACCAACCACAGCCAGAUUUCACCCUGCCAUCAAACCCCCUCUGCUUGGGCCCCAUGGCAUGCUGGAUCGCGGCACGGCGCGAGGAAAUCGUCUCCAAGAUGACUGAGGCCUGCCUGAACCAGAGCCUGGACGCUCUGCUUGCAUGCUCUCUCCUGAUGCACGAGGACUAUGAGCUGGUGGUGAACCGGGCCACGCGCACUGCCAAGGUCCGCCAGCUCCUUGACACCUGCCACCGUCACAGCGAGGACUUCUGCCGCGUGGUGGUCCGCAAACUCAAGGACAGCAAGCAACUGGGCCUGCAGCCAUACGCCCCAGAGCUCGGCUCCCUUGUGGCCGCACCAAACACCAGCACACCCCCACUCUCGGUGUCCGACAAUAACCCAAGGAAUUACUGGGACAGAACUAGUCCAGAGAAGACCAGAGACCAGAAAGACUAUAAACUGUAAAAUACUUAGCUCAUUGAGCUACUGUAGGUGGUGGAAAAAUACCCUACUGUCUCUUAGUCCUGGGUCAUUUUCAUUAGGCAACACAUGGAAGAAAACUAACUCAAACUGAAUAGACUACCUGAAUGUUUUCCUUUGCACAAUUUUUUUUGAAACUUUUUGCUACAGUGUGCCCUAAUGAAUAUGACCCUGGGUCAUACUGUGAACUUUGACCUUAGUGGGGGAUGGUAAAGCCCAGCUGUCUCUCACAUUGCUCAUGGUGGUACCCACUCACACAGAGCAAAACUGUAUGUUGCUACUGUUCAUCAAACUGUUGAGCAAAAAUACUUGAAGGUAAAACUACCUUUUGAAAAACAAAAUCCCAUCAUCUUCAGAAACAUUCCCGUUCUCUAAAAAGCAGAGGAUGGGUUGGGAUUGACAAUCAAAAUCCGUUAGUAAUUAAUCCAGGCUUUGAAUAAUUAUAUAAUUAUAAUUAAUAAAAUUAUAAUUAUAUUAUGGAUUUCAGAACAUUUGUCUGGUAAAUAAUUUUGUUCUCUCAAAACAUUCCCUUUGUUCUGAGUGAUUGGGGUACAGGCCCUGGAGUCUUGAGUUCUGCUUCUAUGCAUCCUUCUGUUCUCUCCCCUCGGCACGGUUUUAUCCAGAGAAAUAUAUCCAGACAGACUGUAACAUCAUACUCAUCUACAGUAUGGCUCUGGUUUUACUAUUAUUUUCAGUGGACAGUUUAGACUCAUCUGUAGCUCUCCGGGUCCGAUAAGAUACUCGACUGGAGUUCUGCCGUGUUGAGGUCACUGUAGCUCUCCAGGUCCGAUAAGAUACUCGACUGGAGUUCUGCCGUGUUGAGGUCACUGUAGCUCUCCAGGUCCGAUAAGAUACUCGACUGGAGUUCUGCCGUGUUGAGGUCACUGUAGCUCUCCAGGUCCGAUAAGAUACUCGACUGGAGUUCUGCCGUGUUGAGGUCACUGUAGCUCUCCAGGUCCGAUAAGAUACUCGACUGGAGUUCUGCCGUGUUGAGGUCACUGUAGCUCUCCAGGUCCGAUAAGAUACUCGACUGGAGUUCUGCCGUGUUGAGGUCACUGUAGCUCUCCAGGUCCGAUAAGAUACUCGACUGGAGUUCUGCCGUGUUGAGGUCACUGUAGCUCUCCAGGUCCGAUAAGAUACUCGACUGGAGUUCUGCCGUGUUGAGGUCACUGUAGCUCUCCAGGUCCGAUAAGAUACUCGACUGGAGUUCUGCCGUGUUGAGGUCACUGUAGCUCUCCAGGUCCGAUAAGAUACUCGACUGGAGUUCUGCCGUGUUGAGGUCACUGUAGCUCUCCAGGUCCGAUAAGAUACUCGACUGGAGUUCUGCCGUGUUGAGGUCACUGUAGCUCUCCAGGUCCGAUAAGAUACUCGACUGGAGUUCUGCCGUGUUGAGGUCACUGUAGCUCUCCAGGUCCGAUAAGAUACUCGACUGGAGUUCUGCCGUGUUGAGGUCACUGUAGCUCUCCAGGUCCGAUAAGAUACUCGACUGGAGUUCUGCCGUGUUGAGGUCACUGUAGCUCUCCAGGUCCGAUAAGAUACUCGACUGGAGUUCUGCCGUGUUGAGGUCACUGUAGCUCUCCAGGUCCGAUAAGAUACUCGACUGGAGUUCUGCCGUGUUGAGGUCACUGUAGUAUCAUUGUAUUUUGGGUAUUUCUUCACCACUGCCUUUCCGAGCCAUGUUUUUAUUUCUCUUGUAGACUGUGCACUUUCUGUUCAUAGGAGCUUUAGUCGACAUAGGAUGGGUCAAAACUGUUGAGGCCUUAUCUCUUUAUAUGAUAUGUACAUCCCCAUCGAGAAGAAAAAGAAACGCACACCUAUUAAGGCGAGGCGCUGGCUCGCGGAUUAGAAAACUUGAAAAUAAAGGAGAGCCGCACACUCUAGGAGCUCAGAUGCAAAAAUGUCAUAUCCGACAGGGUAUAAUCAUCAGGGUGUAAUCAUCAGGGUGUAAUCAUCAGGGUGUAAUCAUCAGGGUGUAAUCAUCAGGGUGUAAUCAUCAGGGUAUAAUCAUCAGGGUAUAAUCAUCAGGGUGUAAUCAUCAGGGUGUAAUCAUCAGGGUAUAAUCAUCAGGGUAUAAUCAUCAGGGUGUAAUCAUCAGGGUGUAAUCAUCAGGGUAUAAUCAUCAGGGUAUAAUCAAACACUGCGAGAUGGCUCGUUUAUAUUGUGUCAAAAGACACACGGGUGUCUGUAAUCAUGACCAAGAGUGGCCUAAUAUCCAUUGGUUAAUUCUCAAAUAUUAAAAUUGCAUACAAAUAACAGCAUACAAAAAACAAAUGGAUAGCAUACGAUCAUGAAUUAAUUUUAGACUACACAAGCUUACAAACAAUUACAAUGGCAAAGUCACAAUAAUCAGGUCUCAACGUAGACUUUGAUCUGAAGCCAUUAUUGUGACUUUGCCAUUGUAAUUGGCCACACCAGAUACUGACUGUUACUUUUGAUUUUGACCCCCCUUUGUUCAGGGACACAUUAUUCCAUUUCUGUUAGUCACGUGUCUCUGGAAUUUGUUCAGUUUAUGUCUCAGUUGUUGAAUCUUAUGUUCAUACAAAUAUUUACACAUGUUAAGUUUGCUGAAAAUAAACGCAGUUGACAGUGA
Messenger RNA from Oncorhynchus keta (chum salmon), 4387 nucleotides. RefSeq names its product receptor-interacting serine/threonine-protein kinase 2-like. Gene Ontology annotation, biological process: protein phosphorylation; innate immune response; positive regulation of canonical NF-kappaB signal transduction. Lineage: Eukaryota; Metazoa; Chordata; Actinopteri; Salmoniformes; Salmonidae. The record is from RefSeq and is a predicted model, not a curated record. Gene Ontology annotation, molecular function: ATP binding; JUN kinase kinase kinase activity.